CGCCGCCCCGCGCACGGGCUCUUCUGCAGCAGUGUUUGGCCUCCCGGCUGCAGGUGAAGCCCGCCGAGCCGGGCUCCGGGGCCGAGUGGGUGGAGGUAACGUGCGCAGCGGCCGGGCCAUCGCGCCUCUCCUUCCGGGCUGCCGCGGCAGGGACAGCGCCUCUCUCCCGGCUGAGCCCGCUCGGCGCUUCCGCGCUGUUUGCCCCCAGCCCUGCUGCGCGGGGAACGGGGAGCAGCGCGCAGCGCAGCGUGUUUCCGAGGGAAGCCACGCGCCUGCGCGGCCUGGCUCUGCUCCUUGGGGACCGGUGUAACGUGGGCCACUGCGCUGCGUAGGAAUGUGCGACUGACGGUGUCCUGAGCAUGCUCAGUUCAUCUGCUGAAGCCACUGCCCUGACACCCGUAGGAUUCUGCUGACUGCUUUUGACAGAGGCAUUUCACUGGUAUUUCAAGAUGAGGCAAAAGCCAGUCACUCCACAGCAAAAAAUCCAAAGAGGACUGGUUAUCUACAUAUGCUUCUUCAAAGGAGCCAGUGAGGAACUAAUUCCAAAAAUGGUUAAUACACUGUUGAAUGUUAAAUUAAGUGAAACUGAAAGUGGAAAGUAUGUUUCUCUUCUGGAUUUACCAGGCAACUUAUUAAUAAUACCCCAAGCUACGCUGGGUGGUAGACUGAAGGGAAGAAAUAUGCAGUAUCAUUCCAACAUUGAAAAAGAAAAAGGGAUGGAGCUUUAUUCCCAUUUUGUAACAUUGUGUGAAAAAGAACUGGCUGCUAAUACGAAAUGUGCUGAAGCAGGUGUUGUUGUUAAGUAUGGCACAUAUGGAAACAGACAGGUGUUAAAACUGGAUACAAAUGGACCUUUCACUCAUAUGGUUGAAUUUUGAAAGAUCACGUUUAUGUAUAGUAUUCUCCAACAACUGUAGAAUUUCUCAUUUAUAAGUGAUAAUGUGCUUACAUUGAUUGGAAUGUGAAGAAACAGAAAUGUUAUUUCAGUAAAUUUACACAAGUGUUGUCCAGCCCAUGUAAUACAUUGGUUAUUAAAAAUGAGUCUAACAUUC
Caretta caretta (loggerhead turtle) is the source of this 1052-nucleotide messenger RNA. RefSeq names its product D-aminoacyl-tRNA deacylase 2 (gene DTD2). Gene Ontology annotation, molecular function: D-tyrosyl-tRNA(Tyr) deacylase activity. NCBI's taxonomy places the organism in Eukaryota, Metazoa, Chordata, Testudines, Cheloniidae. Gene Ontology annotation, biological process: tRNA metabolic process. The record is from RefSeq and is a predicted model, not a curated record. Gene Ontology annotation, cellular component: cytoplasm.